Molecule: messenger RNA, 1677 nt
Organism: Macaca mulatta (Rhesus monkey)
Lineage: Eukaryota; Metazoa; Chordata; Mammalia; Primates; Cercopithecidae
Gene: FOXC2
Product: forkhead box C2
Biological process (GO): anatomical structure morphogenesis; cell differentiation; regulation of transcription by RNA polymerase II
Molecular function (GO): DNA-binding transcription factor activity, RNA polymerase II-specific; RNA polymerase II cis-regulatory region sequence-specific DNA binding
Source: RefSeq, marked inferred
CUCUCGCUCUCGGGGCCCCCCUCGCUCCCCCGGCCGCAGUCCGUGCGCGCGGGCGCCGGCGAGCCGUCUCGGAAGCAGCAUGCAGGCGCGCUACUCCGUGUCCGACCCCAACGCCCUGGGAGUGGUGCCCUACCUGAGCGAGCAGAACUACUACCGGGCUGCGGGCAGCUACGGCGGCAUGGCCAGCCCCAUGGGCGUCUACUCGGGCCACCCGGAGCAGUACAGCGCGGGGAUGGGCCGCUCCUACGCACCCUACCACCACCACCAGCCCGCGGCGCCUAAGGACCUGGUGAAGCCGCCGUACAGCUACAUCGCGCUCAUCACCAUGGCCAUCCAGAACGCGCCCGAGAAGAAGAUCACCCUGAACGGCAUCUACCAGUUCAUCAUGGACCGCUUCCCCUUCUACCGGGAGAACAAGCAGGGCUGGCAGAACAGCAUCCGCCACAACCUCUCGCUCAACGAGUGCUUCGUCAAGGUGCCCCGCGACGACAAGAAGCCCGGCAAGGGCAGCUACUGGACCCUGGACCCGGACUCCUACAACAUGUUCGAGAACGGCAGCUUCCUGCGGCGCCGGCGGCGCUUCAAAAAGAAGGACGUGUCCAAGGAGAAGGAGGAGCGGGCCCACCUCAAGGAGCCGCCCCCGGCGGCGUCCAAGGGCGCCCCGGCCGCCCCCCACCUAGCGGACGCUCCCAAGGAAGCCGAGAAGAAGGUGGUGAUCAAGAGCGAGGCGGCGUCUCCGGCGCUGCCGGUCAUCACCAAGGUGGAGACGCUGAGCCCCGAGAGCGCGCUGCAGGGCAGCCCGCGCAGCGCGGCCUCCACGCCCGCCGGUUCCCCCGACGGCUCGCUGCCCGAGCACCACGCCGCGGCGCCCAACGGGCUGCCUGGCUUCAGCGUGGAGAACAUCAUGACCCUGCGAACGUCGCCGCCGGGUGGAGAGCUGAGCCCGGGGGCCGGACGCGCGGGCCUGGUGGUGCCGCCGCUGGCGCUGCCCUACGCCGCCGCGCCGCCCGCCGCCUACGGCCAGCCGUGCGCUCAGGGCCUGGAGGCCGGGGCCGCCGGGGGUUACCAGUGCAGCAUGCGAGCCAUGAGCCUGUACACCGGGGCCGAGCGGCCGGCGCACAUGUGUGUCCCGCCCGCCCUGGACGAGGCCCUCUCGGACCACCCGAGCGGCCCCACGUCGCCCCUGAGCGCUCUCAACCUCGCCGCCGGCCAGGAGGGCGCGCUCGCCGCCGCGGGCCACCACCACCAGCACCACGGCCACCACCACCCGCAGGCGCCGCCGCCCCCGCCGGCUCCCCAGCCCCAGCCGACGCCGCAGCCCGGGGCCGCCGCGGCCCAGGCGGCCUCCUGGUAUCUCAACCACAGCGGGGAGCUGAACCACCUCCCCGGCCACACGUUCGCGGCCCAGCAGCAAACUUUCCCCAACGUGAGGGAGAUGUUCAACUCCCACCGGCUAGGGAUUGAGAACUCGACCCUCGGGGAGUCCCAGGUGAGUGGCAAUGCCAGCUGUCAGCUACCCUACAGAUCCACGCCGUCUCUCUACCGCCACGCAGCCCCCUACUCCUAUGACUGCACGAAAUACUGACCUGUCCCGGAACCUCCCCUCCCCGGCCCGCUCCGGCUUCGCUUCUCAGCCCCGACCCAACCAGACAAUUAAGGGGUUGCAGACACGCAAAA